Anolis sagrei ordinatus is the source of this 5271-nucleotide messenger RNA. RefSeq names its product AT-rich interaction domain 4A (gene ARID4A). Lineage: Eukaryota; Metazoa; Chordata; Lepidosauria; Squamata; Anolidae. Gene Ontology annotation, cellular component: nucleus. Gene Ontology annotation, molecular function: transcription cis-regulatory region binding. Gene Ontology annotation, biological process: regulation of transcription by RNA polymerase II. The record is from RefSeq and is a predicted model, not a curated record.
AGGGGGCGGGCGGGGAGGCGGAGCCGCGCGGAACAGCCCCCGCCGCUUCUUCUCCUGCCUCUGUCGUCGUCGCCCUUCGUUGGGGAAGAAGGAGGAAGGGAGAGUGGCCCACCGGGGACCGGGAUUUUUCUUCAAUAGUGGAAAGAGAAGUUUUCUGAGCUGGAAUCCCUCAAAUAACUUUCCAGGAUGAAGGCAGCAGAUGAGCCUGCCUACCUGACAGUGGGAACUGAUGUCAGUGCCAAGUACCGGGGUGCCUUCUGCGAGGCAAAAAUUAAGAGUGUCAAAAGGCUGGUGAAAGUUAAGGUGACUUUAAAGCAAGAUAAUUCAACGCAGUUAGUGCAAGAUGACCAAGUGAAAGGACCUUUACGGGCUGGUGCAAUUGUUGAAACCAAGAUGCCUGAUGGAUCCUUUCAAGAGGCUGUCAUCAGUAAAUUGACAGAUGCCAGCUGGUAUACUGUUGUUUUUGAUGAUGGUGAUGAGAGGACGUUGCGGCGGACAUCGUUGUGUUUGAAAGGAGAGAGGCACUUUGCAGAAAGUGAGACCCUUGAUCAGCUGCCACUAACAAACCCUGAGCACUUUGGAACACCAGUCAUUGGGAAGAAAUCCAACCGAGGAAGGAGAUCCUCUCUUCCUGUUAAUGACGAUGAAAAAGAAGAAGAAAGUAGCGAAGAGGAGGAAGAUGAUAAGAGGCGCCUCAGCGAUGACUUGCUUGGUAAAGUUGUCAGCGUGACAUCCAGUUCUGAGGAGGUCGAGUGGUAUCCAGCUUUGGUCGUAUCUCCCAGCUGCAGUGAUGAUAUCUCAGUAAAAAAGGACCAGUGUUUAGUUCGAUCCUUUGCAGAUUCCAAAUUUUACUCAGUAGCAAGAAAGGACAUUGAGGAACUGGACGUCAAAAACAUUGCAAAACCUGAGUUAUCGUCUAGAAAAGGGGUACAAGAGGCAAACUGCUUCUCCAGCCUGAAAGUUAUACCCAUUAAUUGGAAGAUGGAUAUGCGGGAAAUUUUGGAAUCCUCCAGCAGUGAUGAAGAAGACGGAGAUAAUGCUGGAAGUGAAGAGGAAGAGGAUGAAAAAAAAGAACAAAAGGAGGAGGAAGUACCGCCUGAGGAAGAGCUUGAUCCUGAAGAGAGGGACAAUUUCCUCCAACAGCUUUACAAGUUUAUGGAAGACAGAGGUACUCCUAUCAAUAAGCCACCAGUUCUGGGCUAUAAGGAUCUUAACCUCUUCAAACUUUUCAGACUGGUAUAUCAGCAGGGAGGGUGUGACAAUAUUGAGAGUGGAGCUGUAUGGAAACAAAUUUAUAUGGACCUUGGCAUUCCUAUUUUGAACUCAGCUGCUUCUUACAAUGUAAAAACGGCUUAUAGAAAGUAUCUUUAUGGUUUUGAAGAAUACUGCCGAUCUGCAAACAUUCAGUUUAGAACCAUCCACCACAAUGAACCAAAAAUAAUACAAGUUGUACAGAAGCAAGAAGAACCAAUGGAGGAAAAUAUGAAAGAAGAGCCAGAAAUGUCCCCCGUGGAAGUCCAGAACGAGGUGGAAGAAAACGAUGGCAGCGGUGAAAGUGAAAAAGAAGACGUCGAGCAGAUAUCUCCAAGGGGACGCCGAAGACUCGUCCGUGAUGUUACUGUGGCAAAAAAGGAAAGCGAAGAUGAGAAAACGCAGGACAAAUUAAAAGACAGCAACAAGGAGAACAACGUCAAUGAGGAAAUGUCCAAUAACAAUAAUGUAGAAAAAAGGGAAAACGAGAUGAUGCUUGGAGGCAAAAAGGCCACACCAAAGCAAAAGGAAAAGAAAACAAAGCCGGAAGAGGAAUCUGACGGAGACUCCGAAGAUGAAGAGGAGAGGAGGGAAGAGCUUGAAAACCAGGGAGAAUCGGAAGGAGAGGAGGGCGAGGACGACUCGGAGCCUUGCCUCACGGGAACCAAAGUCAAAGUAAAAUACGGCCGUGGGAAAACCCAGAAGAUUUACGAAGCCAGUAUUAAAAGUACAGAAAAUGAUGACGGAGAGGUGUUGUAUUUGGUACAUUACUACGGCUGGAAUGUAAGGUAUGAUGAGUGGGUGAAAGCCGAUCGGAUUAUUUGGCCAGCAGAGAAAGGAGGAUCAAAGAAGAAACAAAAGAAAAAAGCAAAAAGCAAAGAAGAAUGUGAAAAAGAUGAAAAGAAAGAAGAGGAGAAACAAAAGGCAAAGCGUGGCCGCCCUCCUCUGAAGUCCACUCUUCUGUCCAACCUGGCUUCCUGUUUAGCCAAAUCUGCAAAUCGUGAAAGCCAGCCAGGUGUCCGAAGUGCGCGGAGCAGCCUCCCAGAGGGCUCACCUUUACCUAAUGGAACAGAAGGACUGUCUCGUCGGCAAACAAGACGAAGCUCAGGAAUGUUGGAUUCUGAUAGAGGCUCAAAUGACUCCAUUUCGUCUGACAGCGAUGCAGAUGAACCUUCCGAAAAGAAUACGAAUGAAGAGUUUUCCCCAGCUAGUUCUGAACCCGAAAAGGAUGAGAAACAAAUUGUUGACAAAUCCGACGAAGAGAUCCCAAAGAUCAUGCAGGUGCUCAAAGAGAAUGACAGGAAUCAGGUCUACUCUCUAGAAACAUUGAAACUAGAAGUGGAGGAGCAUGAACAAGUGGUUCAGAUUUUUGUAAACAAAAGCGAUCAAGUUGAGGACAUCAAGAGAGAGAUGGAGAAAUCGCCUAAAGGGAAAGGGCGAAGGAGCAGAACGAGGGAGUCUUCCUUAGAGAACGUAAAGAUUGUACAGCUAAACCAAGAAGAGCCAAGCGAACAUCUGGUUGAAUGUGAAAGAUUAGAUACUUCUGCCUUGGACAGUAGUAAGUGUUUGAGCACCACUUGUGAGAACGAAACAGAUGCGUGUUCAAAAGAGAAGAAGCUUAUGAAAAGGAAAACAACGGAACAGUUGUCUCCUGACAAACGGCUGCGAGUGGAGAAUGAAAUGGAAGUGCCAAAUAUUGUGACGGAGGAGAGGACAAGUGAAUGUUCUGGGACAAAAGAAUGUAAGGAUUUCAGUGCUGAUGAGUCCCUCAGGAAUGAGAACGAGGAGAUGCCCUCCUUGGUGGCAGAGUUGGACCAACGCCUUCAGGAUCAAGGGAGCGAGCAUUUCGAUGGAUCUUCUGAGGAAAACCAGAGCAUCCCGCUGAAGGAUGAGGAUGACUGCAUGCCCCAAAUUGGGCCCGAAACUCUCCUUUGCCAUGAAGUAGACUUGGAUGACCUUGAUGAGAAGGACAAGUGUGGGCCUGAGAACUCUAUAGCAGAAAAACAUGACACCAGUAAUCCCACUUCCAGUCUCUCUGCCUUACCUCCUGUGGUCCAGCCAAACUUCUCUGUUGCCUCACCUCUCACUCUCAGUCAGGACGAAUCGCGGAGCAUAAAGAGCGAAAGCGACAUCACCAUAGAAGUGGACAGUGUGGCAGAAGAGUCUCAGGAAGGCCUGUGUGAGAGUGAGUCCGCGAACGGGUUUGACGCCUGCACCACUUCAAGCAAUUGUAGCGUAGCCAUCCGAGAAAGGGAGGUCGGAGAGAAAGGUCAAAAAAGGCCUUGCGAGAAUAGUAGCAGCUCAUUGGCAAAGAAGCAAAAGCGCACCCCAAAACGAGCAAGCACUGUAGCCAAAAACGAAAAGAAUGGGGCAGGGCAAAGCAGUGACAGUGAAGAUCUUUGUGCCCUGGACAACUCCACCAGCAAAUGUACUCCUGUGAAGCACCUUGCUGUAUCGAAGCCUCAAAAGCUCGCUCGGUCCCCUGCGCGGGUGAUCUCUCCACAUAUCAAAGAUGGAGAGAAGGACAAACAGAGGGAGAAGAACCAUCAGAAUGUUUCUCCAAGAGUGUAUAAGUGGAGCUUCCAACUCAAUGAAUUGGACAACAUGAACAGCACAGAGAGGAUUUCCUUUCUGCAAGAUAAACUGCAGGAAAUCAGGAAGUAUUACAUGUCCCUGAAGUCUGAAGUUGCCACCAUAGACAGGAGAAGAAAGCGAUUGAAAAAGAAAGACCGAGAAGUGUCCCACACUGGAGCUUCCAUGUCUUCUGCCUCUUCGGACACCGGGAUGAGCCCUUCGUCUUCCUCUCCUCCCCAGAACGUCCUUGCCGUUGAAUGCAGGUGAUACCGGUCUUCCCUGCCUUGUGCAGCGUGUGGCUGUCAUGGACAGAAAUCAUGAAAUACCAUAGAAAAGCACUCAGCUGGUUUGACAUUGCCAAGUAUAUUCUGUAUACUCUUCCACUGCUGGACUGUGUCUGUCUCUCCUCCUCUCUGUGCCCCUCUGUUUUGUCAUUGUAGAAUUUUUUUUUAAAAAAAGAGAAACCUUUUAUUAUGGAGAUGAAUUAAGCUAUUUGGCAAUGGAAAGUGUAUGGGUGCACUGAGACAGCUCUGUCUUUGUGCUUUUUAAGGUCCUCCCCCACUCUUGAAACCAGUAAAAGGGCACUUAGUAUAAUUUGGAAACACAAAUAUCCCAUUUAGCAUUUGGGUGUGUUUACGAGGAAGUUUGGACAAGAGCAAGCGAACCAAAUUGACAUCAGAAUACGGCUCAUCUGAAAAUAGCUACUGCUGCACUUUCUUCACCAAGCUGUAUCUUAAUCCUGAGUGAGAGCCCCAUUUUUUUCCAAUUAUUUUGUGUUUUUUUAUUAUUAUUUUUGAAGAAGCACUUGCGAUGCAGACCUGCCAAAGUAUGUAUUCAGCAACGUGCCCAGUUUUAAAAUGGCAUACAUCGGACAAAAUAAAUUGUGAAAGGAAGUGUAGUUGACUGGAAACUACCAUUGUAAUGAGUCUUCCACUUUUUAUAGGAUUUUUUGAGCACAUGAUUAUGCAAAAUAUUUUAAUGUUUAAUGUUUACAGUGGAAUUGUGAAUAGGUUUUCAGUGGACUAUCUUAUCCCUUGACAAAUGUAUUUUGUCUCUUUUUCUAUGUAAUUUCAGAGUUUUUAUUUUGUUACAAAAAAGGCAAAAAAGUAAAAUAUAUAGCAAUGAAGUUAUUUAACAAGAUUUCUAAAGCGGAAUUUUUUUGUGUAAAAUAAGGUAUCUUGCGACUUGUUAAAUAUAUUUAUUCAGACAUUGGAUGUUGUAUUUUUAUGUAUUUUUUAAGAAAAAAACAAAUAAAACCGGGAAGAAAAAGUCUGUUAGGUUCACUCUUUCAAUAAAAUAUUACCUGCCACUUCAAAAACAAAUCCAUAUAUAGGUGGCUUUGUGUACUAGCCAUACCUGUAUAUGAAGUGGUUUUGUCUGUUCAACUUUCCACAGUGUAAAACUGUAUAAUCUGGCAUCUGGAUUAAACUAUAAUCUGUCUUGAAA